Molecule: messenger RNA, 1581 nt
Organism: Cutaneotrichosporon cavernicola
Lineage: Eukaryota; Fungi; Basidiomycota; Tremellomycetes; Trichosporonales; Trichosporonaceae
Exons: 7
Coding region: 1-1581 (526 amino acids)
Biological process (GO): transmembrane transport
Cellular component (GO): membrane
Molecular function (GO): transmembrane transporter activity
Source: RefSeq, a predicted model, not a curated record
AUGGGGCUCCCAGUACUGUUCCCAGGCGACAGGAGACAGGAGACACAGCCGCUCGUACCCGACGCCGGCGCGGGUUAUGGAGCUGUACAACUAGCGGCGUCGAUUAAGCAUGUUGAGACCCUCAACCCCGACGAGACACCCCAUGUCGACACGGACGGAGUCGAUCGCCACCUCGCUGUAAAGUACCCCGAGUCCCUGGUGGGCCUGAGCGAGGCCGAGCUCGACGCCGUGGACCGGCGCGCAACGCGCAAGAUCGACAUCCUCCUCAUGCCGGCUCUCAUGGCACUGUAUGUGCUUAACUACCUGGACCGGCAGAACGUUUCCACGGCCAAGAUCGGCGGCCUCACCGACGACCUAAACAUGACCCAGAGCCAGUUCGCAACAUGCGUUGCGGUCCUGUUUGCCGGAUACAUUUCACUGCAGAUCCCCUCAAACAUGAUGGUGGGACGAGUGGCCAAGCCCAGUGUGUAUAUCUGCUGUUGGUGUGCCAUGUGGGGUACUGUGUCGGCGUGUACUGGCGCUGUGCAGAGUUUUGCCGGGUUGGUGGUAUGUCGCCUCAUGUUGGGGUUCACCGAGGCGGCAUUCUUCCCCGGUGCUGUGUAUCUCCUCUCGCUGUUUUAUACCCGGAAACAGCUGGCAUUGCGCACUGCAAUCUUGUACUCUGGGUCACAGAUUGGGAACGCGUUCGGUGGGCUCUUUGCCCUCGCGUGUCUUCAGCUCGAUGGGGCGCACGGGCUACAGGGAUGGCGCUGGCUCUUCAUCAUCGAGGGUGUGAUGACCGUUGGGUUUGCCAUCAUCUUUGCUCUGUAUAUGCCCAACAAACCCGCUACAAUGCGCUGGCUGGAUCGCCAGGAACGCGACCAGGUGCUGUUCCGCCUCGAGAUGGACAAGGGGACCCAGGACGGAACCAAGGAAAUGACCACGCGCCGCGCGUUCAAGCUAUCCCUCACCGACCCGGCAGUUUACCUCCUCGGCCUCACUCUGUGGUGCUGCUGGGUCGCGGCUGCCGUCACCAACUUCUUCCCCAUUGUGGUCAACUCGCUCGGAUUCAGCCGCACAGUCACGUUGUCCAUCACCGCCCCACCAUAUAUCCUGUGCAUCGUGUGCCUGGUCAUUGUAGGCUGGAGCUCGGACAAGCGACGCGACCGCACCUGGCACACGGUCUGUGCGAUGAGCGUCACCAUCGUCGCCAACAUCAUCGCGCUCGCGACCACAAACGUCGCCGCCCGCUACUUUGCCAUGAUGCUUAUGCCGGGCUCGUUCUACAGCGCAACCAUCGUCCUGUUGUCGUGGAUCAGCACAUCCGUCGUUGGACCAGACAUCAAGCGAGCCAUCGCAAUCGCGAUGAUCAACAGUUUCGCCAACAGCGCCAACAUCUGGACCAGCUACCUCUACAAGGCGCUGCGGUAUAUCCUCGCAUUCAGUGUCAACCUCGCUGCCAGUGUGCUCGUCAUCCUCCUCACAUUCCUGACGCGGUGGUAUCUCCGCCGCCAAAAUGCGCGGCUCGAUCGCGGCGAGGACCUCGGUCCGAACGGCCCGACGCAAGUCCAGAUCGAGGCCAAGUACCGGUUCACGCUGUAG